UUUCUGUGCGUGUUGCAGGUCACUCCCUCCUCCGUACUGUCAGCAGCUCUUUACGCGCUUCAAACUUGGUAGUCGCACUCAGCUGGUCUCCUUCCCACCUUUCGUUUUCUCGGAUUUUUUGAGUUUUUAAACGACCUACUGUUUUUAAGUCAUGUGUUAAUGCCUUUGUCGCGGCGGCUUUCCACCGGGAGGAGUUAUCGUGUUUGCUUCGCCUCCAGUUGAAGAGAAGCGCGGAGGAAAUGUCCAGCUGAGGACUGGAAAUCCUGAAAACUACAGGGCCUGUUUUUGUAAUGAUUGAUCAAUGCUUCGAUAAUGGCGCAAAAGGCACAGGUUUUAUACGACUUCACUGCUGAGCCUGGAAACAAUGAGUUGUCAGUGAAAGAAGGCGAGACAAUUACUAUCACCAAUCAGAGUAUUGGAGGUGGCUGGGUGGAAGCACAGAACUCAAGAGGGGAGGUGGGACUGGUUCCUGAAGACUACAUUGAACUCAAUAAGCAGUUUUCUGUGUUCCCAUCAGCUGCAGCACCUACUCCAAGUUUAGGAAAUGUUGCAGCUUCAGACCUGUCCUUCUUUGAUGCAUAUGCACCUGCAUCAACACCUGCACAAAACCAGGUGGAUGCUGGGGGCUUGAGUCCCCAGCCGGAAACCCCCGACACCCCAGUUUCCCCCUACCUUUCGUCCCCUGAUGAGGCUACUAAUGGUAAUGAUCCGUGGUCGGCGUGGAACGCGGACCCAUCAGGGGACUCCACCAACAACUGGGCAUCUAAUCCAGAGGGCACACAGACUGGGAAGAGCGCUCCUGACCCCUGGGCCCCUGUAUCACAUGGUCACCCUCAGGCUUACCAAGGCCCAGACAUCUACCCAUAUCCUUACCUUAUUGAUUACACAGGGGCAGAGGAUGACGAGUGGGACGAUGAAUGGGAUGACAUGAAAUCCACUGGUUAUGCUGAGUCAGAAGCCGGAGAAAGUGGAGCACUGCAGAGGGGCGGAUCACAUGCAACUUCAAUGAAAAUCUCCCUCAACAACAGGUUCCCUGGGUUCUCCAAGUCGGGUCCGGAGCUUUACCUCCUUUGCAAGCAGCUUGUAAAGGGCAAAGACAGGCUUCCAAUUUAUACGGGAGAAGUUGGUCCAGUGUGGUCUUACCCAGAAGCCCAGCUAGACUGUGUUGUAGCUGAUCCCAAAAAAGGCUCAAAGAUGUAUGGCCUCAAGAGCUACAUUGAGUACCAAGUCACACCCAGUACCACAAACCGGCCCGUCAAUCACAGAUAUAAACACUUUGACUGGUUGUAUGAAAGGCUUCUGGAAAAAUUUGGGUCAGCCAUUCCCAUCCCUUCUUUACCAGAUAAGCAGGUUACAGGCCGUUUCGAGGAAGAGUUUAUUAAGAUGCGUAUGGAGCGGUUACAGGGUUGGAUGACCAGGAUGUGCAGGCACCCCGUUAUUUCCAGCAGUGAAGUAUUUCAGCUUUUCGUCACCUACAAGGAUGAGAAGGACUGGAAGAUGGGCAAGAGAAAAGCAGAGAAGGAUGAGACGGUAGGAGUGAUGAUCUUCUCCACAAUUGAGCCUGAAGCUCCAGACCUGGACCUGAUAGAAGUAGAACAGAAAUGUGAGCAGUUUAGCAGGUUUACCAAAUCCAUGGAUGACGGGGUGAAGGAAAUCCUCACAGUGGGGCAUGAACAUUGGAAGAGAUGCACAGGCCCUCUGCCCAAAGAGUAUCAGAGAAUCGGCAAAGCCUUCCAAAACCUUUCCUCUGUCUUCACCAGCAGCGGAUACCAAGGUGAGUCAGCCCUAACCGAUGCCAUGACAGCAGCUGGGAAGACAUACGAAGAGAUAGCUCAGCUGGUUGCAGAGCAGCCCAAGAAAGACCUCCACCAUCUCAUGGAGACCAACAAUGAAUACAAAGGACUACUUGGAUGUUUUCCAGAUACCAUUGGAGUCCAUAAGGCAGCCAUAGACAAAGUGAAGGAGGGUGACAAGCUGGUAGCCGCCAGUAAAAUUACUCAGCAGGACAAAGUCACCAUGGCUAAACGUGCCAGCACCAUGUCUUACGCAUUACAAGCUGAAAUGAACCAUUUCCAUAGCAACCGUAUCUAUGACUACAACAGGGUCAUGCAGUUGUACCUGGAGGAGCAAGUCAAAUUUUACGAGACGAUCGCAGCGAAGCUGAGACAAGCGCACAGUCAGUUCACUACAAUGUGAAAGCGGCCGCUGGCUGUCUUGCACUAAGAGACGAGAAGAUUUAAACCAGCUCAAGAUCCAAAAUAAUUUUGCUUAUUUUGCAUUUUUCAACCCCUGUCCUCACUUCUGUUUUUCUCUUACCUCAUCUCCUCUUUUUACAACUCAUCCCAACAGUCCCUGCUUUGCGGUAUCCGCUACUUCGAUGUUAAAGAGUACGAACGACAUCUGAAAAGGCUUCAAGAGUGACAGCAGCUGUACUUCUUAACACAGACAGGGGGAAAAAAUCCAUGUUGUAGUUAUAGUGGCAAUGAAAUCAAACCCUGGCAAUUCUUUAACGUGAUACAGUUUGUUUUUUUUUUGUUUUUUUGUACAGCUUCACGUGCAAACAUAACCAUCUAUCUCAAGGUAACGCUCUGCAGCUUUUCACUUUUAUUCCAUGUUAAUAGUCAUAUAGGAAAGGACGCCAAAUACCAAAGCUAUUCUCCGCUCUGCCAAUAAGGACAGCCAGGAUAUAUUCAAGCUUUACUGUAGGUUCAUUUGAAUAAUUUUGUUACCAUAUAUAGUAUUUAUAUGUAAAAAGAAAUUUACACUAUUGUUAGCAGAAGCAUUCCUUUAAGGAUUCAAAUCUUGAAAGAGUUAGCAAAGGCAGUGUGUACGUCCUCCCUGUGUGUGACCGCCACUCGCAGCUCCCAGCUCCCCUUCAUCCCACACUUCCUCAAAAGCGAACAGGAAGCUCCACCUUCUUCCUGUUUUCCCUUUUGAGAAAAAUCGAAAUGGUCAACCUGGUUGGCACCCCAAAGGUCCUGCGUACUCACACACUGCAGUUUGCAUUUUAAGAAAAAGAAUCUGGAAUGAGUCUUUUUUUUUUUCUAUUCUUUUUUUUCUUUUCUUUUCUGUUCUGUUCUUUUUUUCUUUUUUAAAACGUUUAAACUAAAAGUCAUUGGAUCAGUGCUUCCCUGCCACACUAGUUAACUUUCUCUCAGUACUUUGAAAGAAUAUUUGCCAUUGUUUGACGCAGUCAUUGUGUUUGACAUGAUGGUACAAGAAUAAAGUCAUCUGUAAGAAUUCGUACUAUUAGAGGAGUUUGGAAGAGCCAUGAAUUAUAUGUUCUUGUUUUUGCUUAUCACCGCCCAGUUUUCAAAUCAAUCUCUAAUCUUGUUCACUCUUUGUUAGAAAAUAUAAAUUCUACUGCACCUAUCAGGGGUUUCUUGUAAUUGAUAUAUUAUGUAUAGAACUAUUUGCAAUACACAUGUCAUUUAAAAAGAAGCAAAAAUUCAGUUUGAUUUAUUAAACAAUGAUUUGUACUCAUUAGGAUGUCA
Messenger RNA from Neolamprologus brichardi, 3494 nucleotides. It is a transcript of the gene snx9b, whose product is annotated as sorting nexin 9b. NCBI's taxonomy places the organism in Eukaryota, Metazoa, Chordata, Actinopteri, Cichliformes, Cichlidae. Gene Ontology annotation, cellular component: plasma membrane; cytoplasmic vesicle. Gene Ontology annotation, biological process: endocytosis; mitotic cytokinesis; endosomal transport. Gene Ontology annotation, molecular function: phosphatidylinositol binding; protein binding. The record is from RefSeq and is a predicted model, not a curated record.